CCUUUGCAUGGGCCUUUAAAAACCUCCCGAACAGGGGGGGACCACUUUCAAAAGAGAGACUCAACAUCCAGAGGGACCGGUCCAUAAAGACAGCCAGUCAGUCACAACCAGAGAUCUUUAACAUUAAUCAUGGAUAAUCAUUCCUACAACUUUCCAUCUGACUGCACCCCACUCACAAACUGUAAGUCUGCCCGCAAGCCGGCUGGAUCCACCGUGGUGGACAUGGGCAACACGGGGAAGAAUCCUCCCCGGGACUAUCUUCUCUGGUCGCUGUGCAACACCUUUUAUGUCAACUUCUGCUGCUUGGGCUUCAUGGCACUCAUCUACUCUAUCAAGGCACGGGACCAGAAGACUCUGGGCAACCUGCAGCUGGCCCAGGAGUGCUCAGACAAGGCCAAGUGGUACAACAUCCUGGCAGCCGGCUGGAACCUGCUGAUUCCACUGCUGGCCAUUGUCCUGAUUGUCCUCCUGCUUGUCCACCUUGGCUCUUCUAGGGGUUCCUUCGAUUUUCUGGGGGAGGAUGGGUUCCAGAACUUCUUGAAGCUGUUCAGCUGGUAGAUAUAGGCAAAACCUCUGAUUGGAUUCAGAAGAUGAUGACAGACAUGAUAGCUUAGAAUUUAUUCAUGUCUAUAUGUUUGUUUUCUCUGUGAAGACUUGUCCUGCCGUAGGUGUUAAAACUUCUGCUCAGAAUCUGAAUUAACUGUAACACUGAUUAUUUAUUUUAGCAGCAUUAGCGACUCUUUGCCAAAAAAUUAUACAAUUACAAGGCUUAAAGGCGAAUUCAAGCAGUGUUUUGAAGCAGUGCCAAAAAUGUGAAUUACAUCUGAGUAUUUCCUAAUAUGAAAAGUAAGAAAGGAAAAAUUUUAGACCAUGCUGACAUUUUACGUGGUGAACCGAAGGCUGAAAUGGGCUGAAAGCCAAAAUGAAGGAAUAAAUAGAGUAUGAGUGCCUGUAGUGAAAGAUGUGAUGUCACUGUGAGCUUGUUGAAAAAUGAAAUAUUCUUUAGCUAACUAACAUCUUGCAACUAAAACCACAAUUUUUGCUUGUUUUAGCAAUUUAAAGCAACAGAAAAUGUGCCUAACUGUGGGACACAACGCUAUGUUAGCAGAUAUUAAUCGUCUACACUUUUCCAAGAGACCAUUGUUGAGUUUGUCAGUGUUUUCUCAGCCAGACAAUAUCCUUGUAACUACACUGGUGGUUGCAGUCUGUCUCCAGCUAAUUCAGCUCGGCUGGUCUCUCUAUUGGCAUUUGCGAGAUGCUAUCAUUUGUCUAAAGUCAUCAAAGAUUGUACGUUCCCGCGAUUUUUUGGAUCUCAUUCGUUCGUUGGAACACUAUUCGGCUGACAAAGCAGCCACAAUCGUGUAGAUGUGUAAAAUCCACAAAUAUAGUGUUAUAUCCCAUGGAUAUAAAUAUUUUUGAGGUGUUUCAAAAUGCUAAAGUCACCUAAAAUGUUGGGUCAGAGGAGCUGAUAGCAUUUUUCUUUUUGUCGUUCUUUUCUACAAACUCCCUGCAAGAUCACAUCUCUACAGGAUGUAAGAGAACUGUUGACAGCACAAAAACAAAUAAAAAAAUAAAAACUUUUUCUUUAAGGCCCGAUUCAUGGUUAGUCACAAAAUUCAGCUCCUUUAUUUUUGGUAUUUAUUGUAUUUAUGCGAAGUCAAAUUAGAUUGAUUAUUGGAAAUGUCUUUGGUCUGGAUAGAAAGAUAGAACAGAAAUAAACUGGUGGAGCCAAAGUUUGAAAGCCAAAAUGUUGAGAAGCCUUUUUACAAUGGACAGUGAAUUUUACAUAUUUCAGCAUUUCUCACAUUACUUUAUAAAUUGCUUUUUAUUAUUAUUAAUGUAUGUCAUUAGUUUUUUUUUUUUGUUUUAAGUAUUUUUCUGUUGUACUGCUUUUUGUCAACCUAUGAAAUAAAUAAAGCAGACUCUGUAUAAACACAGUACAUCACCAAAAGAAGGAAAAGAGAAACUUAUAUUGAGGACUCCAUACAGUGAAGUUAUUUUCUAUCACCACUCAGCCAAUGAGAAUAGGUGUUAAGAGGUGUUCCUCCGGAUGGCUCCUGUGGUUCCUGCUGCUGCACCUACACCCAACUUUAAAGUGAUCAUUUUGGUUUUUCAUGGCCUGACUCUGGGGUGGGUCUGUCUCCCAGCUGUGUGUUUGGCCCUCUAGCAUUUAUAUACAGAACGUCCAGUUCUGAGAACCGUGUUAAAUGUGCCCUUUAGAUGUAAGGUGGAGCCGCCCGGAAAGACAACUACAGACGACCAAAUGCAGGGCCCUGGUGGACAUGGUCCAAGUCUGCUCAAUCUGCUCUCAGUUUAACAAAUGAUUACUCAUACUGAAUGUGAAGCAUUUCAGAAAAGACUCUACUGGCUGCACUUGUUGUCCACUGGCUGGAUAUAGCCACUAAGCCACUAAAAUAAAAUCUCUGUCCCACACUUUACUGCUAUAAAACAAGAAGACAAAUAAAAAUACAAAAUUUGAGGUUUCCAGUUAUGGAAGUUAAUGAUCAAGGUUUAUAUUUUUGAGGUAAUGUUAAUGAAGAAAUAAAAUUUUAAGAAUAA
Girardinichthys multiradiatus is the source of this 2559-nucleotide messenger RNA. RefSeq names its product interferon-induced transmembrane protein 5-like. Gene Ontology annotation, cellular component: plasma membrane. Bases 130 to 558 code for a protein of 142 amino acids. NCBI's taxonomy places the organism in Eukaryota, Metazoa, Chordata, Actinopteri, Cyprinodontiformes, Goodeidae. The record is from RefSeq and is a predicted model, not a curated record. The transcript has 2 exons.